This is a messenger RNA of Lycium barbarum (goji berry), 1627 nucleotides long. Its product is annotated as E3 ubiquitin-protein ligase RING1-like. The transcript is spliced from 2 exons. Gene Ontology annotation, molecular function: ubiquitin protein ligase activity. The record is from RefSeq and is a predicted model, not a curated record. Gene Ontology annotation, cellular component: cytoplasm. Gene Ontology annotation, biological process: protein ubiquitination. The coding region runs from base 180 to 1343 and encodes 387 amino acids. Lineage: Eukaryota; Viridiplantae; Streptophyta; Magnoliopsida; Solanales; Solanaceae.
GCAACCCCACGCGCCCCUCUUCCUUUCUUUCAUUCCAUUUCUCAAAAUCCCCCUAACUUCUCUCUCUCUCACAUCCCUUUUCUCCUCGUCUCUCUAAAUUUUUCAGUUUCCUCUCAUUUCCCUCUUUUCUCCGUACAAUCCUCACAUAAAUAAACAAAAAAAAAAAAAAAGGGAAAAGAAUGUCGUCGACCGGAGCAAUAACGAAGAAUUACCACUGUUACGAAUGUGAACAUACAGUCACCAUUACAUCAUCACCAAAUUCCGAACUCACUUGUCCCAAUUGCAACUCCGCCUUUCUAGAAGAUUCCGAUACGGCCCCAAUCCCUAACCCUAACCCUAACAACAACAACCACCCCUUCUUCUCCGCCGCCACCUCCGAUGACCUCCCAUUCGGAGGCGCCGCCGCCGGCGGAUUCCCAAUCGUCUUCUCCUCCUCCUCCGCAGGCGGCGCCGGUAAUUCCGUCCCUUUCGAUGAUCUCAACGCUCUAUUUAACGGUAUGUCUGGUGCUGGUUCGGGUCGAUCCAACAAUCAAUUUGACCCGUUUGCUUUUCUCAACAACUAUUUCAAUACUAUGAGAGCUGGUGGUGCUGGUGGUGGUGCGAAUGUUCAGUUGAUAUUUGAGAAUCAUCCCGGUGGUGAAUUUAGGGUUCCAGGGAAUUUGGGGGAUUAUUUUCUUGGGCCGGGGCUUGAGCAAUUGAUUCAACAGCUAGCGGAAAAUGAUCCGAAUCGUUAUGGUACGCCACCGGCUUCGAAAUCGGUUGUUGCUGGGCUUCCUGAUGUUAAGAUUAAAGAGGAGUUGUUGGAUUCGGAUUCGUCUCAAUGUGCUGUUUGUAAAGAUACUUUUGAACUCGGUGAGGUGGCGAAACAGAUACCUUGUAAACAUAUAUAUCAUAAGGAUUGUAUAAUGCCGUGGUUGGAAAUGCAUAAUUCUUGCCCUGUUUGUCGGUAUGAGUUGCCAACUGAUGAUCCUGAUUAUGAGAAUAGGAAAACAUCGCAGUCUCAGACUGCUAAUACUAGUAAUGUGAAUACCAAUACUAGUAGUAAUAAUAAUAAUAAUAGUAAUUCCGUCAACGACAACACCAAUAAUACUGGUUGGAUAUUUGGGGGUUCAGAAGGUGGUGGGGGAAAUCAGGAGAAUUCUCGAACAGGAGAGAGGAGGCUUAGGAUACCAUUACAAUGGCUUUUUAGGGGACUUGGAUCACCUGCUGAGACGAGCAACAGUGGAGGAGCGAGCAAUGAUACUAACAAUCGCAACAACAACAAUAAUACGAGCAACGAUGGUCCUCGUGAGGAGUCUAAUCCGGAUUCUGGAGGGCAAGCGAGGCAGGAGGAUCUCGAUUAAAGUAUGGAGUUAGACUUCUGAGGAGAGCCGAGGUUUCUCCAGUGUGUACCAAGUUGUAAAAGAACAUAAUACAGUGAGGAGUAGAGAUCAAUGAUUUAAUAGUGUGCCUGUUGUAAUGAUUAUUGGUAAAACUUGUCACUCAAAAUUUCCGACUUAUACAUCCUUCAUAGUUCUGUAAAAAAAGGUUUACUCCAGUUUCACAUUAUUGUAUAUUUUUUCGAAACGCAAUUUUGUAAAUCUCAGUCCUUCCUUGAAUAGAGCUCUUUUUCUUCUCUCCUUUAAAA